CUAGCCGGGGAUGGUACACUUUAACUCGGUGUGUGGCUGGCCUAUCAAGGAAUGAUGUAGACACAGCUAUCCAAUGGGGGUUUUCAUUAAUCAAGAGUACGGAUAUUGACACAUUUCACUCGGAUGGUACUCGUGCUCCGUAAAAGUACAUUAUCCGUACUGAAUACUAAUUUUAUCUGAGUAUUUGGCUCAACCCUAGUUAAUAUAAUGUCCUGGGUUUCUAUUAGAUCUAGAAACAUUGUUGUUAUUGUUGUCAAAUCAUUCCCGCCUGUCAAAUUAAAUUCCGGUUAAUUCAAUACUGUCUCCUACAACUUGUGUUUUUCUCUCUGCAGAGGAUGCUUAUACGAGGAACAAGUCAAAAUGCCUUCAAAGCAACUCGGUAGAAAAGAGCGAAGGAUGCUCUAUACCUUACUAGCUGGAGAGCUGGUGAUCAUGGCCGGGACCGUCAUGCUGGCUUACUACUUCGAGUACACCGACACCUUCAGCGUUCACGUGCAGGGCUUCUUCUGCUACGACACCACCUAUACCAAACCGUACCUGGGACCGGAGGACAGCAGCGCCGUCCCGCCCGUGCUCCUCUACGCUGUGGUGGCCGGACUGCCCACGCUGCUGAUCACAAUAACCGAGACAGUGCUGUUCCUGGUCCAGUACACAUCCAAAGAGUUUGAUCGCUCAGAGAAGACAGUAGCCACUGGGGACUGCUGUUACCUCAACCCACUAGUGCGCAGGACCUUCCGCUUCCUUGGAGUCUACACCUUUGGCCUCUUUACUGUUGACAUCUUUGUCAAUGCAGGCCAGGUAGUGACAGGCAACCUCGCCCCCUACUUCCUGACGAUCUGUAGGCCAAACUACACAGCACUGGGCUGCCAGCAGGCUAUGCGCUACAUCAGCCACCAGGAGGCCUGCACAGGAAACCAGGACGACAUCCUACGAGCCCGUAAAACCUUCCCAUCCAAGGAGGCCGCGCUCAGUGUGUACGCUGCACUCUACCUGGCUAUGUACGUGACCUGUACGGUGCAGGCGAAGGGCACUCGCCUAGCCAAACCGGUGCUGUCUCUCGGGCUCAUGUGUCUGGCUUUCCUCACCGGGCUGAACCGCGUGGCUGAAUACCGCAACCACUGGUCGGACGUCAUCGCUGGCUUUAUCAUCGGCACAGCCAUUGCUGCAUUCCUGGUGGUGUGUGUGGUCCAUAACUUCAAAGGCAAGCUACUGCUGAGCGAGGAGUCCCCCAUGGAGCAGCGGCCCAACAAAGCCAUGCUGAGCAUGGGCCGGAUGGAGAGUCCUUUGGAGAAGUACAUCGCCUCGCAGAAUCACAUCGCCUUUGCUGAGGUCACAUGACGUGGAGUCCGCCGUAUGGCAGACCCAUUGGACAUCCACUCUCUGCACCGUCCAAUCCAAUUAAAUGGAGUGCAACGCUAAACCCAUUCUCUGUUUGUGUCUGGUCUGCGGCAUGUUGUUCUAUGUUGUCUUUCCAGGUCCCUGUUGUCAUUUGCAGCUUCUCGUAUUUAAGUCAGUAACUCAGCAGGACACGUCGCUUCGUGUUCUUCAUCUAUGCACUUACUCUGAAUCCUUGACAGAAUCCAGCUUGCAGUGAGGCAAAGCCUGGAGCUUGUUGCACAUUGUGGGACACUAGAAGAACAAGUGAGGAGCUAAAGUCACUAUCUCAUCUCUGCCUAGGUCAAAUAUGUUCCCUAAGUUUGCUUAUUUGUGUUAAAUAACAUUUUUACAAAAAGAUGCUAUAAGGAAAACUAUCUUGUUAGUAAACAGACAGAGAGAAAAACCUUUGAUUAUGUUUAGUUAAGUUCAUCUCUGUGAGAGCUCAGAACAAAGAAGCAAAUUUGGAAAUCAAGAUUCAAGAUUCAAGAUUUUUAUUGUCAAAUGCACAACAAUAAAAUUAAGCAGCUAACAAUGCUAAAUCACUCUCUAUGUUUGUAUUCAUCUAUCAUUUUUUUUCCUGAACAUUUCUAUAAGGGUUUUGGAGUGUGCUUACAUUGUAUACUUUAUGCAGGCAAGUCCAACCAAUGAAAACACUAACUGCAUUCAAACAAAACUCUCAAGGGUUUCUUAGAUAAACCAGACAAUCACAACGUAGCCCUCGCUUUCUUUUUCUCUGUUUCUCUUUCAACUUUAACUUCCUUUGAAAAUCUACAAUUGAUUUCUCCCUAUUUUGUCAGAAAUAGUAUUAAUUCAUGACCUGCUUCCUGAAACCACAAAAUAAAGACAUGCUGAGCUGCCUUCAAACUGAGCUUACAUACUGUCUCCACUUUCAUCCUACGGCAAGUUGGGUCAUGAAGGCCUCUGAUCAUUGGCAAAGCUGCAAAUGUUUGUGUUGCAAAAUUUUGUUCUCAUGUAGCUUGGUAUAACUUUUAACAUGACAAAAUCAUCUAGUUGGAUUUACACAUUAGUUAUUGUAACUAUCAAUAAUGGACAUUAUAUUUUUCUUUUAAUGUAUAAAUGUUUGUACAAUUGAAAAUUUAGCCAUAUUUCUGUUAUACGUGUUGUGUUAGAAAACUUUUUUUUUUUCAAACAUAUUUUUAGUCACAUCAAUAUUUAGCUUUCCUCUUGUUUUUGAAAACCUUCUCUCUGUUUUUGAAAACCAUCAUGUCUUUCUUUUAGAUUGUUUUGAUGAAUCUUUCUGCCCCUAGUGGCCAAAAGUGAAUAAAUGCAGCUUUAACUGGUUUAUUUAUUGUCUAUUAAUAUUAACAUAUUCAAUUUGAUAUUAAGUAGUAACUAAUAUUAAUGUUGCUUUAAAUGGUACACAGAUUGUGUAUAUGCAGUGAGCCUAAUCAUUUUUCCGUGUAGCAAUAACUUGUCAGACUUGCUUUCCCAUCGGCAGAGAGGAGAGGAACAAAGUCAAGGUCUAAUUCUGGUACCCCUUCAAAUCUCUAUUUUUGUAAUAAUCACUAAAGCACUUAUGAAUAAAGACUUCGGGCAGGAACAUGCAAAAAGCAGCACUUUAAAUCAUGCUGUAAAUCCUCUCAUUGCUAAUGAAAUGCCACCAAUGUCUCUGCUGCUUUAAAACAAACAUCAGACUGAAUAUUCAGGAUUGUCAGCUCAAAUGUGCAUUGCAACAGCCAUCCUGGCUUAAUUAAAGGAGAAGAGAACUGUAAAAAUAUAUAUGUUCAAAUUAUAAAUAUAUAUAGUAUAACUAUCUCUAUACACUAACAAACACACAACACAAACAUACACACUCACCCGAUACACACAGGUGUGUGUUUAUCAGUGUCAUAUUCUACAUUAAUGCUGUCUAUUUUUUCGUAUGACUGUGCACUGUGUGAGUGAUCACAAUAUCUUUAAGCUGUUAUUACUUCAUGUUAUUUUACUGAAAUGAGAUUUCAUGUUGCUGUUCAAAGUUACAAUGACAUUUUGAUUCUGUGUUUUGUGAGUAGUGACAUUCAUGUUUGUUAUGUUCUUUUUUUGUUCCUUAGUCUAACAAACAUUUCACAUUUUUCCUGAAAUGACUUUGCUCUGAGACAUAAGUCACAUAUGUUUCUUAAAUGGUGGUCUUUACCUUUGUUCCCUUACUCUGUCAUGUGAUUUGUCAUGUGAUUUAUAUAUAUAUUUAUACAUAUUUUUUGCUUCUAGUGGAUCAUUUUGUAUGGAUGUUGUUUCUCUCAUUCUAUCCCUGUUCUUUUUAUAUAAUGCAUAUUUCUUUAAAAAACAAAUGUUCUUUUCAACUUGAGUUCAAACUGUGACCUUUUACACUGUAAAAUACAGAGUUUACAGCCUUUUUAAUAAAAAACAUUGAAA
Messenger RNA from Platichthys flesus (European flounder), 3750 nucleotides. It is a transcript of the gene plppr5b, whose product is annotated as phospholipid phosphatase related 5b. The coding region runs from base 361 to 1338 and encodes 325 amino acids. Gene Ontology annotation, molecular function: phosphatidate phosphatase activity. The transcript has 7 exons. The record is from RefSeq and is a predicted model, not a curated record. Lineage: Eukaryota; Metazoa; Chordata; Actinopteri; Pleuronectiformes; Pleuronectidae. Gene Ontology annotation, biological process: signal transduction; phospholipid metabolic process; phospholipid dephosphorylation.